AUGAACACACGUGCAGACCUUCUAUCUAAGCUAGCAAGUACGAAACCGGGAGUCGACAACCGAUCUCUCAUCCAGGGCAUGGUAAAGGAACCAGCGGUUGCCCUCCACAUGACAAAGGUAGGCCCCUCUUGGUUGGACCCAAUCAUCAAUUUCCUGAAAAAUGGCAAACUCCCAGAAGACGAGAAAGAAGCUAAAGCGUUGAGAAGAGAGGCAGCCAAAUAUGCGACCAUACAGGGACAACUGUUCAAGAAAGGACUCAGCCAACCCCUGUUGAAAUGCCUGCACCCCGAGCAGGCGGAUUACGUACUCAGAGAAGUCCACAAAGAGUGUUGCGGCCAUCACAUCGGGGGGAAAGCCUUAGCAAGAAAGCUCAUCCGAGCUGGAUACUACUGGCCAUCGAUGAUGGUAGAUUCCAAAGAAUUUGUGAAGAAAUGCGUCAAGUGUUAG
This is a messenger RNA of Arachis duranensis, 447 nucleotides long. RefSeq lists its product as uncharacterized. Lineage: Eukaryota; Viridiplantae; Streptophyta; Magnoliopsida; Fabales; Fabaceae. The coding region runs from base 1 to 447 and encodes 148 amino acids. The record is from RefSeq and is a predicted model, not a curated record. The transcript has a single exon.